Messenger RNA from Scatophagus argus, 1467 nucleotides. Its product is annotated as transmembrane protein 222-like. The transcript has 6 exons. The coding region runs from base 50 to 601 and encodes 183 amino acids. The record is from RefSeq and is a predicted model, not a curated record. Lineage: Eukaryota; Metazoa; Chordata; Actinopteri; Scatophagidae.
CCUCGCGCUGCCUGUGCGUCACUGUAAUCUCCUGUCACUGCGGGCAGUGAUGGCGGAGGUGGACGAUAACGACGUGAUGAUGAAUUACCACGGUGAUUUCUUAAAAAACGACAGAAAAAGCAGCCGCUACCCCUACUGCGUUGUUUGGACACCCAUUCCUAUUUUGUCGUGGGUGUUCCCCUUCAUUGGUCACAUGGGUAUAUGCACCUCUUCUGGGAUUAUACGAGAUUUUGCAGGAUCAUACUUUGUCUCGGAGGACAACAUGGGUUUUGGUAGGCCAACAAGGUAUUGGAAGCUUGAUGUGGACAAAGUGUGUGGCAGUGGUGCUGCUACAUGGGACAAAGCGGUGCAUGAUGCUUCUGAGGAAUACAAAUGUAGGCCGCACAAUCUAUGUUUAGAUAACUGUCAUUCCCACGUUGCCAUGGCCCUCAACCUUAUGCGCUAUGACAAUAGCACAUCUUGGAACAUGGUGAACCUGUGUGUGCGAUCUUUCAUUUACGGAAAACAUGUGAGCUGGGCAGCAUUCCUCAAGACCUGGCUGCCCUUCUUCAUGCUCUGCGGAGUCCUUGCCACGUUCAUCCUGACAUUCAACCUGCAGUAGUUGAGUGCUGAAUUAUACACAUACUUUAUACAUUGUCCUUGUGCAUUGAAUGAUGGGACAUUUGAAAAAAUUACAAAUGAAGGACUUCAUUGUCCAUUAGUGAUGUAGUCCCCUGAAAGGUUUUUAAGGGGAAAGCCCAGAUGUUGAGUUGUUGUUAUUCUUUAUUUUUUCUUCAGAUAUAAAUGAUCUGGCAAGGUGCAUAAGCUACAGUAUCUGCAAAACAUCUCUUCAAAAUUGACUAUUACUGUUUUUCAGAAUAUCGUAAUCCUUUCCAGAUUAUACCACAAUGGACCAACCCAGAGAGACUUUUCAAGAAUGGCAGUGAUGAAUGUGUUAGCAGACUGGCUAAUGUACAUUUCAGUGACGAAUCACUACUAAAUGGAACACGAAAUCUUAAUGCUGAAAGUUUUCAUCAAUUAUUUGUUUAAGAGAUAUGAGCAGUAACCAAAGAUAGAACAAUGUAGGACCCACAUAUGAUACAUAGUGGUUUUGUCCUGUAAAAAUAUCCGACAGUCCUCUUUCUUCUGGUGUGUAAAGAUGAAUAUGUGUUUUCUUUAGUAUGAUUUUGUUUUUUGCUUUUCUUCAGACAGAAGUUGAAUGCUUUCUAACUGUGCGUCCUCAUCCUGGAACGUGAAUAUAACUCUGUUGAAUUAUACAACUUAAGAGCAAUACUUCAUGUACUACAUUACCUUAUGUAUUUAUUUUAUUGAUUGAUUCUAUGUACCCAAAAAGUAUUUGUUAUUUAUUUUGUAUCUAUCAGUAUAAAAUUUCUCUUUGGGUAACUUUACUUUGGAUGUGCUGUGUACUGAGCUCUUUAAGUGUCCCUUUGUAGUCUGUGGUGAAGUUCGCAGACUGCGGAUGCCCUA